GCCACUCCCUCCACCCUGGGCAGCCAGCCAGCCAGCCCAGUCUGUGCAGUUCCCUUUUCCCAGCUGACACUGUGACAAUGGGGAGGAUUCUGCAAUGGAUCAGCUAUCCAGGUACCAGGGGCAUGGAGUUCUGUCCUGUAUGUGUGGACCUGGAACACCUGGAUAGUUCCUGACAUGUGAACCCUUCAAUAUAAACUACUGGCAGCCAGGACAGCUGCUGGAAUAACUGGGACUGUGAUUUGCAUAAACAUUGUACAAGGAAACACAUUGCAAGCCUUGUGUGUUUGUAGCCAGUGAGACAGAGACAAAGUUUGCUUUCAAGACAAGUGGUGUGUGACUGAAUGGAACAACUUUCUCAUUCCACAGAAGUCAGCAAUAAUCUCAGUUAUGCUGAAAUUCAGAACAUGUCACACAGUUUGGGGAAUACACACCAAUACCAUUAUUUUCUGACAUUCCUGUUAGUAUGUCCCACACAGAUAGACACCUCCAGACACAGGGAAACAGCACCAUGGAAGGAUGGCAUCUGUGUCAGACAUAGGGCAUCAAAGUAAGGUGUAGGGGGGGUCUACUAGAUAAAGGGAUUUGUGGGGUGAGGUCUGAGGAUAAACUACUAAAUAUGGGACCUGGGGGUGAGGGACAGGGAUCAGAUCAGAUUUAAGGAUGUUUAGAUAUAGAUUAUACAUAAUAUAAUAAUAAUAAUAAUAACUAGAGGAGAAAUAAAUAUAAGGGGUAGGAAGGUAAAGAAAGGGGUGAUGUAUAAAUGUGGAAGUUAAAAUAGGGGGUGCCUAGCGUGAGGUGUAAUUUGAGAUUUGUGAUAUUCAGGGGUUUAGGCUAGUUCUAGCCAGGGAGGUAGCUGUUAGGGAUUAAUGAGUGAGGUUUAGGGGUAACAUUGUAUAACAUUGUAUAGCAUGGUGGGUGUUGGGGUUCUAUAUAAUUACAUUUUAGCUAUGUGUGUAGCUGAUAGAUGUACAAGGUAUGAUACCAUAGGGGUUACUUGCUGUUAAAUGGUAAAAGAUGUCCAUUUUGUGACUAAUUUAUAAUUAUAAUAUUUGGGUUGGAUGGGGGGAGGUGGAAACCCAUCACCCUCUGCUGAUUGUGCUUUGUGUUAGGAUUUCCGGCGGAACCUGUUAGCCGGGCACUUUGUUGCGAGGGGAAGCAGUUACUGACGCACACGCAGCCCAUGCAUGGAGGUCACAUGGUUCAGAGAUGAUCAGGUCCCUGCAGUUUGUUCUCAGAGCAGGUAAACAGAUCUUUCUCACUUUAUAUAAUGGACAUUACUGACAUUACUGGCCGGGCAUUCAGUGAAGGGGUUAAAUAGGUCACCCUGGUUUGACUCCAAGCUCCCCUGUGACCCCUAUAAUUAGGAGAGUGGGUAUAUCUCCCUAAUCCUGUUACCAUACAGCGGGUAUAUCUCCCUAAUCCUGUUACCAUACAGCGGGUAUAUCUCCCUAAUCCUGUUACCAUACAGCGGGUAUAUCUCCCUAAUCCUGUUACCAUACAGCGGGUAUAUCUCCCUAGUCCUGUUACCAUACAGCGGGUAUAUCUCCCUAGUCCUGUUACCAUAUAGCGAGUAUAUCUCCCUAGUCCUGUUACCAUACAGCGGGUAUAUCUCCCUAGUCCUGUUACCAUACAGCGGGUAUAUCUCCCUAGUCCUGUUACCAUAUAGCGGGUAUAUCUCCCUAGUCCUGUUACCAUAUAGCGGGUAUAUCUCCCUAGUCCUGUUACCAUAUAGCGAGUAUAUCUCCCUAGUCCUGUUACCAUACAGCGGGUAUAUCUCCCUAGUCCUGUUACCAUAUAGCGGGUAUAUCUCCCUAGUCCUGUUACCAUAUAGCAGUCGGGUAUAUCUCCCUAGUCCUGUUACCAUAUAUAUCUCCCUAGUCCUGUUACCAUAUAGCGGGUAUAUCUCCCUAGUCCUGUUACCAUAUAGCGGGUAUAUCUCCCUAGUCCUGUUACCAUAUAGCGGGUAUAUCUCCCUAGUCCUGUUACCAUACAGCGGGUAUAUCUCCCUAGUCCUGUUACCAUACAGCGGGUAUAUCUCCCUAGUCCUGUUACCAUACAGCGGGUAUAUCUCCCUAGUCCUGUUACCAUAUAGCGGGUAUAUCUCCCUAGUCCCGUUACCAUAUAGCGGGUAUAUCUCCCUAGUCCUGUUACCAUAUAGCAGGUAUAUCUCCCUAGUCCCGUUACCAUAUAGCCGGUAUAUCGCCCUAGUCCUGUUACCAUAUAGCGGGUAUAUCUCCCUAGUCCUAUUACCAUAUGCUUAUGCUUUGGCUCAAACAGGAAUGUCAGGUCAGAAAUUCACAAAAUCUUGUAAGGAGCCCAUUUUAAACUUUAUCCUGCAAAGAUUCCUUGGUGGACCAACAUUCUGCACGUGAGUCUAAUAAACAUGUUUUGGACUUCACUUGCAUCAUUAUGUAACAAUGUUUUAAUGCCAUUUCUUGUAUUUUACAUUUAUAGGCAAAACUCUCUUAUGGCAGCCCUCACCAACACAGAGAUCACUACAUUGCUCCCAAUGUCUGCAAAAAUCCACAGUGAAUAUGAGCUGGAAGGGGAAUGCAGCAGAGUCAGAGCCUGGAGGAGACAAUGGUAAAAUCAGCUUUAAUGAUGUUUACACAGAGGAAGAAGCAGACACCAUCCUCCACGUUCUCAAUACGGCAUCAGAGGUUGAGCUUUCUGGAAUCAAACUCUUACGGGGGAAGAAAUCUUCAAGCAUUGUACAAUACAGACAGGAAAACGGACCCUUUCUAGAUCUGGACAGUCUGGUGAAUGUACCUUAUUUCCAAUCCAAAAUUACAAUGAAAGUUUUUGAAUCCAUCCUCCAUUCUGAAUCGAAAGACCAUAGGAAGGAACGGAAAACAGAGGUUAAGGCAACAUCGAAACUAAUUAAACCUGGUAUACCUGCGGACCGACUUGAUGUAAGUGUUUAAAUAUAAAAAAAAUGUAUUCUUUAUUUAUAUCUGCACGUACAAUUUUGUCAUAGGUAUUGUAUAAUUGUUUGAGCAGCGUUAUUUUUCGAUAAGCACAAAACAAUGGCUGAAAGCUCAUAAAAAUGUAAAUCCAACCGUAAUACACAAUUGAUAUAGUGAGUUACCACUGUUGUCAUGGCAAAUGCCCGUGGUAGACAGAAUGCAUCUCCAAGGACACCCAGAAAGCGCUUAACACAAUAAAGGUCAGGUGUACACCUGCUGAGGAUCAUAAUUACUGUAAGUAGCUCAGGUCGGUCUCAUUCAACCCUUUGACUGGUUACAAAUUGCUGAUUGCACCUCUGAGUGUUUAAACAUACUGUUCCAACAGACUGGGAUUUUAACUGUGGUUAGUUUGCAGGUUACUGGCACGGGCAUAGACUUGAUAGUAUUUACCGAGCGUACACAAGUAUGUUCUCUAGACUUGUGCUGAAUUGUUGUAAGCUUGUCUAAAUUUUGCACAUACUACAUUUCAAACAUUACUGACCCAUAUUCUUAUGUAAGAUGAUUUAACAACCUAUCCAUUGUAAUUUCCCAUGCUAUAGCCCUUUAUUUUUAAAAUUAGCCAUUGCAUUUCCUCUGACGCAUUUUAUUUCUUUUUUAAUCGGUGAGAUAAGGAAGUACUAUUCAAAUAACCUGUUUCUGAACAUAAAUCCCAUGAAUUAUGUUGAGCCUUUAAAUAACAGUUCCCCUGAUCUGCAUAGCCUUAUGCGAUUAUAAACCCAGUUACACAUAAUGUUAACACGUUCCCCUCUCUCCAUCUGUUAUAGAAUAUCUUCGAGCAGGCAUAAGCAACCUUUGGCACUCCAGAUGUUUUGGACUACAUAUCCUUUUUUUUUGUCUAGAAUCUAGGAUGUGUGUGGGCAACCAUCGGCACUGCAGAUGUUGUGGACUACAUAUCCCUGAUGCUUUGCCAGUAUAAUGGUAGAUGUAGUAACUUCUAGCGCGCCGACGGUUGCCUAGCCCUGAUCUAGGAGACCGGGUCAAAAGUUAGAAUGCAAUCAAGCCCCCCUCCUCCCCCUCAACUCCUAACCGUGUGCUCAGUGUUUCAGAUGAGAAAUAUAUUUAGACACGAACAUCUACAGUCGCAAAGAUUUACCCAGCAUCAACAGUUCCCUUCCUCUUAUGUGUGACGUAGCAGUCUUCAGGGUGAGAUGAAUGGACACACGUUACAAGUGACUUGGCUGCCACUCAGCGCAGCAUGGCAGAUGGAAUCAAAACUCACGGGAAGGGUGUAAGAUGGUAAUAGCCUGGCGGAUACAGCUCUAAUUCUUUGCUUGCCUCCCAUCUGAAAUCCUUCAUCAUAUCAUUGUGUAUGUUACAGACUGCCGUUGACUUGCACUUGCUGAAAGUGAUGUCAAGAGAUACCAGAGAACGGGAAUAAAAGCCCUAACAAGCGGCACUGUCACACUGAACUUACCUUUCUCUUAUUGUUUCCUUUUCUCUUACUCUCUCAGAAUCUGUUGUUCUUUUCUUUAUUUCCCUAGGGAUUACUUUGUCUUAUGUAUUUUUCCUAUGCUUGACCUUUUUUGACUUCCAUUUCCUGCUUCAAGGAGGAGGGUAAGUAUUGCGGGAAAAUGUUAUUUGACACAGGAAAUGGAAGUGACUUAAGCUCCUCCUUUUAUCAGAGAAUGUCAGGCGCAGGAAAAUUACAUAAGACAAAGUAGUCCCUUCUUUGUCUUAUGGUUUAAAGAAAACUAGAUCAGAAAUAAAGAAAAGAUUCUGAGAGAGGAAGAAAAGAGGAAACAAUAGAAGAAAGGGAAGUCCGGCGUCACAGUGCCGCUUUAAUCUAAGGGUCUAUGGCCAUUGACGCUUUGCAGAAUAUCAAGUUAAUAACAUGCUACAAUUUAAUCCUUCUGUUGUUCCCAUAUGGGAUACUGCUGUGAAGUGGGAUUGUGUAUUAUAAAAUCACAAUGUCAGUGCGUUGCCUCUGGAUUUAUGGAAAUGUAAUGCUUUUGCGAUGUAGACCAUAGUUUAUUUUGUGUACUUUCUGAACAGAUCACAAUGGGAAACAUCUCCAAAGCUUGAUGGGAUUUGUUUUGUGGUUUUUAAGUAAGGUUGUAUUCUUCCAAUUUUUGCUGCCGAUAAAAUACACAUUUCUGCUUUAUUUUGUCUAGGCCGCAGAGAGCAUAGUUUCCAUUGUUUUUGGAACUCAAAAAAUAGCCUGGGCUCAUGUGGACCGUAAGAUGACCGUCUUGGCCUGGGAUCAAGAGGACUGGCAUCGAUUUAUGAAGGGGAUCUACCACAGCCACAUAUACUGGGAGGAUGUAAGUGGUUCUGUUUACAGAGAAGUUAUUACAGAUUAUUCAAAUGAGAAAUUGAUUCAGUGUUAAAGGGACAAUAUAGUCACCUGAACAACUACAGCUUAAUGUAGUUGUUCAGGUGAGAUCUAUAGCUCCAUGCAGG
This is a messenger RNA of Pelobates cultripes (western spadefoot toad), 5366 nucleotides long. The record is from the annotation of a GenBank genome assembly. NCBI's taxonomy places the organism in Eukaryota, Metazoa, Chordata, Amphibia, Anura, Pelobatidae.